AGAGAGAGAGAGAGAGAGAGAGAGAGAGUGAGUUUAUACUAGGCUCAGCAUUCGUUGAUUCUAGACCUUCAUACUGAGGUAUAAAUGUUUCCUGCCAAGAUUAAGGACAAGUUUUUCUCCAGGAGGGCAAGCAUUUAUAUACAUCUUUGGCCAUUGGGGCUCAGACUUCUUAAAGACAGGUUUUUGGUUGUUUGGUUGGUUAGUUUCUUUCUUUCUUUUUCUUUUUCUUUUUUUUUGGAGGGGGGGGCUUGGAUUCUUGUUAUUGUCAAUGUAAAAUUAAGUAUUUUAACUUUAAGCUGGAUGGGGUUCUGGGGACAAGCUACAGGUGUUCUUUUUCCUGAUUGAGCAGGGCCGGGCUUUAGAAAUGAACACUUGGGAGUGCUGUCUAAGGGACGUCCUAAAGGACUUUUAAUGUUGUUGGUAUCACAUACAGAGAAAAUGCCCCCAAGCAGUUAACUUUAGAAGUUCAUCUUGCUCAGGGUUUCCAUAGCAAGGCGAUUUCGUCCCUGCUGGACCACAGGGGUGCCUCCGCAUUCUUAAUUCUUCUGCCAAUUUUCCAGAUGCCGUUGGAAAUAUAUCCUGACCUUUUUUUUUUUUUUCUUCUUUCAUUCCAUUUUGAGUACUGAAUACUUUCCUGUCGCUCCUUAAACUGGCAUGAAUAAAAUAUGCCUCUUUGGGGUGAUGGUUUUCAAAUGUUUCUUAAAGAAAAACAAAGCACUCUGGUUGGCUGAACCCAGGAGGCCUGUUUGAAAGUCCCUGUAAUUUCUGAUGGUGUCUUUGAGAGGAGUGAUCUCCCCUUCACACAGUGUGCAGUAACCCCAGAAGCAAAUAAAUGUAGGUGACUGAAGCAGGCUUCUUCCAGCUUGAGAAUAACACUCCCUCUCCCCUAGAACAGUCUGUGAUAUCUACAUGAAAUGUAUGGGCUGGCGAGUGCCCACCGUGUAAGUUAAAAUGGGGAGAUGAUUUGGAAAUAGCACCAGUAGUGGUUAUAAAAUAGCUAGUCCAUGCAUUCAUUGAGUAAAUCUUCUGUUCUUAUAUUGUAAUAUAAUGUGUAGAUCAUAAAAAUUUAUCAUCUUAGCCAUCUCAUGUCUGCUUCAGGAGUCUCCAGUCCGAUUGUGUUGUGUAACCACUACCACCAUCGCUCUCUCUCGAACUUUGUCAUCUUCCCAGAGACUCUGUCUCAUUAAAUAGAAAGUCUCCAUUUCCCCUUCCCAUCAGCCCCUGGAACCUACCAUACUCUGUUUCUGUGAGUCCAACAGUUUAGGGGUCCCAGGAAAGUGGAUUCUAGAGAUUUUGUUCAUUUGUUCAUUUGUGACUGUCUCAAUUUCACUUGGAUGACAAUAUCAUCAUAGUCAUUGUUGCCGUCGUCGUUGACGUCGUCGUCUUCGUCUUCUUCUUCUUCUUCUUCUUCUUCUUCUUCUUCUUCUUCUUCUUCUUCUUCUUCUUCUUCUUCCUCUUCCUCUUCCUCUUCCUCCUCCUCCUCUUCUUCCUCUUUGUUCUCUUCCUCUUCCUCCUCUUCUUCCUCCCCCUUCUUCCCCUCCUCCUGGUUUUGUUUUGUGAGACAGGGUUUCUUUUUCUAUGGAGCUCUGGUUGUCCUGGGACUCGAUCUAUAGACCAGGGUGGCCUUGAAAUCAGAGAUCGUCUGCCUCUCCCUCCUAAGCAAUGGGAUUUAAGGAAUGCACCAAUAGGCCUGACUCACUUGGAAUUCUAACAGUUUGUGGUAGACUUUUCUUCGUGUGUGUGUGUGUGUGUGUGUGUGUGUGUGUGUGUGUCUGUGUUGCACAUGCACGUGCAUGUGUGCGCUGUAUUACUUCAGAUGGGAAUUUUGUAUCCUUUUUUUUUUUUCUUUUUUUCGGAGCUGGGGACCGAACCCAGGGCCUUGUGCUUGCUAGGCAAGUGCUCUACCGCUGAGCUAAAUCCCCAACCCUGGAAUUUUGUAUCCUUAACCCACGUUCCCUCAACUCUUUCCCCAUUCCUGGCAUCCACAAUUUUCUUCUCUACUUGUGUGUGAUGAAUUUUUAGGAGAAUUUCCUUUUUGAGGAAUACAUUUUCAGUUAGCUCUUUCUCUGCGUAAUUCAUUAUGCCAGGCUUUUUGAAAAAAGACAAAACUUAUUUCGCUCAGCGGAUUUCCAGUGUUAGUAGAAAAAAUGCUCAUAAACCUAAGUAAGUCUAAUAAGACUUGGAAACUGAGCACAGGAGAGAGGUGAAAUGAAAUUAAAAUGGCAAUCAUUUUUAUAGAUGUUCUUUUUAUAUAUUUUUAUGACCUUAGUGAGACUGGCUAAGAGAUUGUAGUUUUGUUUUAGUUUUGGGGCCCAAUUGGGACCCAGUGGCCAGCUCUUGAGAAGGCUCUUUUGUUUGUUUAGUUUGUUUUGUUUUGUUUUUAAGACAGGGUCUCUUUCUGUAGCUGGAACUCUGCAGACCAGGCUAGCCUUGAACUCAUAAAGAUCCGCCUGCCUCUGCCUCCCAAGUGCUGGGAUUAAAGGCCUGGGCUAUGUCUGCCACCGGCUGAGAUGACUCCUCUUCACCUUCUGUAAGUAAAGGUCAACACUGCAAGGUGGGAAGUGAGACUGUCAUUCUAUCUGGGCUGACGAGGGAGACUUGGUAGAGGACUGAGGCAAGUGGUAUUUAGCUUUGAGGAGAGGAUAAUGGUUAGGGCAGACACUGCAGGCCCAAAUACCUCGAUGGGGACAGUAGGAUGUACAGACCCAGUGGAGGUUAGAGGCAGAACUGAACAUUUCACACUCUGCACUUAACUUCUUAAGUGAAACGUGUAUGGGUUUCCCCUUACAAUAAAUGGUCCUCAAUUCUCCAGGCGUCAUCUGCAUGCCAUGCUGAUGUAUUUACACCAUUAUGUUAAGUUAGGGCAGAUCCUACAGGCAAGGGGCUCUUAUGAUUGUUCCCAGCCACAAGUCCCAGGUGAGAACUGUGCUUCUUUCCCACUGGCUGUAAAUCUAGGGUUCUCUUCCAUUUCUCCUCCGUCAGAGCGUUUGCUGUGGUGAUUCACAAAGCUCAGGGAGAUAUUCUGCUUUUUACUGGUUUCUUAGAAAACACACAUCUAGAACCAUCAAAUAGGAGAGAUACACGGGGUGAGGUGAAGUGUAGGGAGCAGACGUCUUCCAUGUUCUCUCUGGCCUUGUUACCCUCCAGGUGCACAUUAUUGCAUCCAGCAAUAACAGCAUAGUUGUGGUUCCAUGACUAGAGUCAGGUAACCCCCAAACCCUCUUUCUUGCUGUGCUGUCUUUGUCUUCUGCCUCCCUCCCACCUCCGAGAACUGUUGCCCGUGUUUCUCUAUUAUGUGCCCAUUAAGUGCUUGCGAACCCAAAAGGCCACCAAGGAGCUGAUUCUGAUGCAGCCCCACUAGGGUCUUUUUUAUUCAAGCUCGAACUUGGCCCACCACCUUUGAUCCUGCGGAAGAUAAAGCUCAAGGCCCAGUUUCCAGCAAGCGUUUAUAGAAGCGAGCAAACAAGCAAGGGGAUGUCUAGCCUGGCACACAUCCAACUGGGGGGCUAUUAUGGAAUCUCAUUUUCCUUUAAAGCAGUUGGCAGGCGCAGGGAGCCAAACCAUAAACUUAACUUCUGCUUUCCUCCUGGUUGGUGCUUCUUAGUGACAUGGAGGUGCAGGCUUGUUAGGGAGUAACCUGGAAACUAGGGUUAGGGGCAGGCUUCUUGGCUAACUCAAGGUCAACCUUAGGUCAGGUUCUCUAAAUGGAGUUGGUCUGGUCUCUGAGCUGCCCCUCUGGGUAGUGCUCUUGAGGGUUUAACCGUCCAUUCUCAAUGAUAGCUUGGCCAAAUACCGACUCCUGCAGCCACCAUACCCAGAAGGGUCUCCAAAUUAACCUUUUUGUAGGUUGUGGGUGGGGCCACCCUCCAUAGGAAUAUUUUUUUUUUCUUCUAGGCCCCCAUGGAGACCAUCUUUGAUCUCUUUUCUAGUUUGAUCUUAUUUAUGCGUCCUGUCUGGGGCUUAGCGGAACUUGCCCUUGAAAUGGCUUAAACAAGCACUUAGAAUUUAGUCUGAGGUAAGAUCAACAACGGGUCGAUUGUUCUUUUCCUAGCCAGCUGGUAGGGCUUUCUGUCCAAACAGCUGCAGCUCCCUAGGUCAGGUCACCAGGUCCCAGCCUGGUGUACCUGAGCGUCCACGUGCUGUUCCUGUCAUUUGGGUUUUGACUUUAACCCUGUCCUUUAGAAUUGUGUCUCUGACCCAGGAAGGAGAUGAUUUUUUUUUCUCCGCCAUCUCCAUGUUUGGCCUGCAGCUGUGUUUGUCUGAUUUCACAAUUUUUCCCUCAUCUCAACUGCACCUCACCAUCGGACCCAGCUCAUCUGCAGCCAUCGGUAAUCUCCGUUCAAAUUAAUCUUCCAAAGAAGCACAUUACGUUGAUUGCUCCGCAGGCCCAGUUUCGGUGUCCGUACCUUUCAGCUGCUUAUAGAAGUGUGGGGCCUUUUCUGAAGUUGUGUUAGCUGAAGAGAAAGCAACGGGGAAGCUCUUUGCAGUGAAGUGCAUCCCGAAGAAGGCGCUGAAGGGCAAAGAGAGUAGCAUCGAGAACGAGAUUGCCGUGCUUAGAAAGAUUAAGCAUGAAAACAUUGUGGCCUUGGAAGAUAUUUACGAAAGCCCGAACCACCUCUACCUGGUCAUGCAACUUGUGUCUGGUGGAGAACUCUUUGAUCGGAUAGUGGAGAAGGGAUUUUACACAGAGAAAGAUGCCAGCACUCUCAUCCGCCAGGUCCUGGAUGCUGUGUACUAUCUCCACAGAAUGGGCAUUGUCCACAGGGACCUCAAGCCAGAAAACCUCUUGUACUACAGUCAAGACGAGGAGUCCAAAAUAAUGAUCAGUGACUUUGGCUUGUCAAAAAUGGAGGGCAAAGGAGACGUGAUGUCUACGGCCUGCGGAACCCCGGGCUAUGUUGCCCCAGAAGUUCUUGCCCAGAAGCCGUACAGCAAAGCAGUUGACUGCUGGUCUAUUGGGGUGAUCGCCUAUAUCCUGCUCUGUGGUUACCCUCCUUUUUAUGAUGAAAAUGACUCGAAGCUGUUUGAACAGAUCCUCAAGGCAGAAUAUGAGUUUGAUUCCCCCUACUGGGAUGACAUCUCCGACUCUGCAAAAGACUUCAUUCGGAAUCUGAUGGAGAAAGACCCAAAUAAAAGAUACACCUGUGAGCAGGCAGCUCGACACCCAUGGAUCGCUGGUGACACAGCCCUCAGCAAAAACAUUCACGAAUCUGUCAGUGCCCAGAUCCGGAAGAAUUUCGCAAAGAGCAAAUGGAGACAAGCGUUUAAUGCCACGGCCGUCGUGAGACAUAUGCGGAGGCUACAGCUCGGCAGCAGCCUGGACAGCUCAAAUGCAAGUGUCUCAAGCAACCUCAGUUUGGCCAGCCAAAAAGAUUGUCUGGCACCUUCCACGCUCUGUAGUUUCCUUUCUUCUUCGUCGGGGGUCGCAGGAGUCGGAGCUGAGAGGAGACCCAGGCCCACCACUGUGACAACAGGGCACACUGGAAGCAAGUGACCCGGCUCUGGAGGUGGAACCCAGGGGGCGGGGCCGGGGAAGGAGAAGCCCCUGGCCGGAGCAGCUCCAGCAUCAGAAACCCCACCCACCCUGCAUGGUGCGCCUGCAUAGGACUGGAAGACAGAAGUUUUUUUAUGGCCAUAUUUUAUACUGCAAUUCUGAUGUGUUCAUUUCUCACUAACUGUACUGACUGACUCAAGGGGAGCUGACAUCACAGGAGAUCUGGUGCUGUAUAUACGAAUCUUGCAAAGCUCUAACUGAAUGGACCUUCUUGCUCCCCUCCCCCAACUCCACCACUUCCGCUCUCUCAGUGUAGGCAGCCGUCUAGGGUGUAUUUUUUCAUGGAAAAAAAUAUCAAGGUUUCAACUGGAUUAUUUAAGUAUUGGUAAAUGUCGUGCAUUAGGAAUUCCUUUGCUUUUGAGAUGUGUCUUUUUGAUCUCUGUUAGUCACGUGAUCUCUAUCAUUUACUCUUUAAUGGUGGUUUUACGUUAACAUUUACGAGGUUGUUUUCCCCUCCCAGAAGGGUUAAAAGGUAUUUUUUAAAAAUUCUAAGAGGAUCAAGAGUCUGUGUCUGCGGCUAAGAGUGCACAUUACUUGUGUUCCUUCGCUCCCAGUCCCUUCCUCCAGAGGUCACCCCAGCAGCUGCGCGCUGGGCUGGCUUCUCGCCAGGUGGCUUUUGGCAGGGACCCUGCAGAAAACCUUACAGGCAGCUUCCCCUGAGAACUGUUUACUAACCACAGAAGAUAGAAGCUUGUUUCCUGCACCCUGAACUCCACAGGUGAACUGCGCUCCAGGAACGGGAUCCCCACAGUGCCAAGAUUUAGGAGCCUCCCUUGCAGAAGGGACGGACUGCCAUCUUGUUUUAUAAAUGAACCACACACAGCCCUCAAUUCUCAUGGGGGAUGAUGGAUGAAACUCUGAUCUCAGCUAUGCACUUUUAAGACGAAUCUCUAUCUGUUUUAAUUUUUUAAAUUCAUUUCUAAUAGUACCCUUCAAAUGGCCUAUACCACACACUCCCCGCCACACACAUACACAUUUUUACCCUGUUCUCUCAUGAGCAUUACCCAAGAGAGGGGACAGAAAUGGCCUCAAAAAGAAACCUUUUGUUUUAAGUGGAAAGGAAAAACACACCAAGAGAGCAGAAUAUUGCCCAUCUCAGAGAUGGCUGACUCAGCAAAAUCCAGCUGGUACCCAAGCCUUCACUUACGUCAGAAGAAUCUGAAACUCACAGUACCUGUGGUAGUCAGGCUGUUGGGUGUCCUGAUUGUAACAAGGACUGGAGGAUUUUCCAGGAUGUGGAACUUGAAGGCUAAAAUCAGGAAUGCCCCGUGAAAACCAGUGCAUGUCGUUGAACUGCACAGAGGCUACAUAGGCAGGAAGAGCAAGCAUAGCUCAUAGCCCAGGGCAAACAUUCUCCAAGGAGGCUCUCAGAGACCAAGGCAAAUGGUUCGAAUGCCAGUUUUUCUAAUAUUCCCCUUCAGCUCUCAUGUCUGUCUAAAGCCUGAGCCUCAUCUGCAGUCAGCUAUAGUCUGCCAAGAUGGGCUGUGAUAUGUCUCCCUCCUGGCUCAGGGGCUGUCCUCCCAGGCUGUUUUACUCAUGCCCUUCUUAUGAACUUGCCAGCCAUAGAAAUUCCUGCUGGACAAGUAAGUCAUUCUUGUCACCCCUACACUUUGCCCCCAGCCCUCUCCAGUGCGCACACACACACACACACACACACACACACACAUUGUCACCAGGCAGGCAACUCCAGCUCCACAAAGGACACGGUGCAAGAUAUAUAAGAGCAGUUUCAAACUCAGACAUCUGGUCUACCCUGUUCUCCCUUAUAUCAAAUAAAUACAGAACAGGUAAAGAGUAAGCCCUGGUAAAGGUGUCUACCUUGCAAUCAACCAUGCUUGGUUCAACCUUGACACAUCAGGUCUCCAUGAACUAGUGUAAGACAGUGAUAGCUAGUGCCAGCCCAGUGGUAGGCAAGGUUGAACAUGCCAUCGGGAAGCCCGUGCAUGACAUCGUUUCCUACUGUUUUAAGAAAGGUGAAAAUAAGUGCCGCUAGGGAGAGUCUUCUAUUCCGAGAAGGUCAUUGUGGCAGAAAGAUAAAGUUUCACUGCCACAUCGUGGUAGUACUAUGUAAUAAUAAAUGAGAACAUAGAAUGGACUUAGUCUUAAGACCUAGAAAGGUGGGUAACAAAGUCUCAGCUCCCUUGCCCUUCUCAGAUUCCAGUGACAUAAGCUGAGAAUUGCACUACCAGUGUAAUGAAUAAAUGUCCCACUGUGUUUGCCAGCGUCCACACAGGUCCCCUCGCAGACUAUUUUUCUAAUACCAGGCUCUCCCCACCACCUCCAUUAUAUUACCUUUUCACAUUUUCUAGGUAUAUGUAUAUCCUCACUUAGCUAUGAAAUAUUGAAAUACUUCCAGAAUAGUCCUUAUCCCCGCCUUCCUGCCCUUCACCUAUACUUGAGGCAGAAAGAGCAGCUAAUACUCAUCCAAAACCAACAGUGAAUGGAAGCUCUCACUCAGCCCCAACAGAGCCAAUAGCUUCUCAUUCUAAAGCAAGGGAUCUCUAGAGUUUGGAACUUCAUGCUGGGGUUAGGAAGCAACAGAGGCAGAGGCUGGAGGGGCAGGGAAUGCCACAGAAUCUUUGAGGACAUGGAGACUCCAGUGACAGAGACAGCAAUCCCAGUGUUGUGGAUAGCCUUUGUAACAAGCCCUAGCAAGUUUUUAUCCCUUCCUACUACCUCUAACCCCAAAGAGACUCUGACUCCAAAAGAUCAGCUGGCAUUCAUAUCUCUGUGUGAAAGAAAAGGACUAUGGAGAAGGUAUUUAAACAACCCAAAAGGUAUGGAUUCCUGCCCUUCACCUUGAUCCUAGGUCACUUCUCAAACACUACCUUGAGUCUCCAGCCAUACCACUUUAAUUGUGCCCAACGUCAUUGCAGAUUCCUCCUUAAUAAAAUAGCCACCUCCACUUGCACACCAACUCAUGGUCUAGAGACGCUUCCUCUCUUCAGGUUUCUCUGAGUGUGGUGUCUGGAAACACAGCAUUUGGUUCAGUGAAUCCCAGAUUCAGUUUACUUAUUUAAGCUUUUUUCUAUACUUCAGUACUGGAUAGCUUGUCAAUCAAUGGCAGAGAGAAUUGGCCAUUAUACUAUAGGCCAAGAGCAACAUGGACACAGGAAAAGAAAUGAGUUGGUCCUCUCUUGAGAGUUUUGACCCCUCCUGUAGGAUGUAAAACUUGAUAUGGUCAGAGCUCCUGGGUUUGAUGGGUUUUGAGCAUGUUUAAACAUGUUUAGACAGCAAGAAAAGGCCACCCAGUGGAAAUGACUGGGGAUUUUAGAGCCCUAAGUAUCAUAACCCUUUGGCCUACUCAGACUUUUCACACUGAGGAAUCCAAACAAGUGCCACUACUCCAGGCUGCAGGCAGGAGACCUGGAGUCAGAGCCUCUCUGCCUUGCAGGAUUUGUGAAGGUGCCAUGCUGGGUUUUUCUGGACCAUGAGAAGUGGAGUGAGGAUGGGUGAAGGUCAGUCCCUUCCAUUUCUCACAACCAGAGAUCAAGUUCUCCAGGAUUGCACAACCACUUCCAGCAAGUGAGAUGGGGGCCCCCUCUUGCAUGUCCUACAAAAUCAGCGCUAGGUCCUCAUCCCUUCUCACACUCCAACAAUUUGCCUUUUCUUUAACCACACACAUUCCAGACCAAACACUGUUCAGUUUGUUUCCAAAAUUAAAAAAACCAAUGUAUAUAUAUCUGUAUGUAGUCUACUGCUCUUUAGUGGGUUUCCUGGCCCUAGGGUGGGGCUGCAGGCAGAAAAGGUAUUCCAAAUCCUUUGAUUUUUUUCAGAAUUGAACGUUUUGAGGUGAUUUGCUUGCUUGCUUGGUUUCUUUGUUUUGUUUUUCAAGCUAAGCUAGAGAAGUAGAUUUCAAAAGGCCAACUUACUUCCUGGUGACCCCACAAAAAUUUGUGUGCAGGCCAGGUAGUUUGAAAUCUUCAACUCUGGGAGGCAGGCAAGUCUAAAGGAGGAAGAAGAGGAAGAAAGGCCACAUCCCAUCUACCAGUUCUCUUCUUGGUGGUCUCGGUGCAUGAACGUCUGUCUGCAGCUCUGGUGUGUGCACAGGAGCCUAGCCCCACUGUGAAGAUGGCCCUGCAUGCUGGUCACAGCCUGGCCUGCCUUCUCCCAGCAAAAUCUUCAUAAUCAUCAGGGAGCACUUAGCCCUGCAUAGACGUCCCUGAAAACUCCAGUGGGAGCAGCUCAGCUUGUGGCUUUAGAGGUUCUACUUUUGCAAACCCAAAGGCUAUGCAUUCGGAAGCCAAAUAUUCAGUUCAGCAUGUGGCUGCCGAGUCUGGUUUUGUGGACAAAGCAAACUGUGCAAUGGCUUCUCUGUGUCUGUAUUUUUCUAAGCCAAAGGGACAAACUAUUGCAUCGACACCCCGCCCCCUGUACUAAAGCUGCUUCUGCACUCUUUGUGCCCAUUCUUAACCUUUUUUUUUUCCUGUCUCUGGGGAAUUUGUCAUCUAAUUACUAUGCCCUCUGAUGAUUUACCAAACUAUGUUGCUUAUAGGUGAUUUUAUUUUCCUUAUGGAUGGGAAAAACAGAAAAUGAGAGACAUGUUUGAGGCUUUGGUCAAAGUCAUCACUCAAAAGUUCCGAACACUAGUUAACUCUCUUCUCAAUAGGAAAAAAGAAAAUCUUCCUUUGGAUAGAUUCAGGAUUCUGGGACCCUCCUGGAUAACCCUGUACUUUGGAAGACAACACCCUGGGGUAGACCUGGUAGUCAGGCUCUCCAGAGGGGAAAAGGGGACUAAAACAUCAUCUCAGAUGUUUGUCCCACACUACAGAAGCUGCGGCUCUCCUUGACAGACACUUGGCCAUUUCAGGGCAUUGUACGACUCUGUCGAGUAUUAGAGCAGCAUCUUCAGUUUGGAUGACAGAGCUGUAUGUUUCAGAGAACACUUAUCUUAGCCCACAUUCAGGUGAGAAGACACCAAAGGUAAUACUCUGCCCAGAACAUCCAUUGGAAUAAUGUCUAAAUUGGCUUCCGUGGCUAUUUAUCCAUUCUAUAAUUGACCUCCAUUCAGCUCUCUCCCAAUGAUGGGCAUGUUUUCCCAACAGUUUCCAUCAAGUCCAAGAUUGGCCCCACUCAUUACCAGGCUUGCAAUUGGUUUGGGUAUUUUUUUUUUCAAUUAAAAACAUGCUUAUCCAAAAUUGAAAAAAUAAAAAGUAAAAGAAGGGAAACUGUGCAUUUAUCCCAUGCAUGUAAUAAACUCUGCAAGAAGUUUAAACCCCCAUAGGUUUGCGGCACUGCAAAAUUGUUCAUGGGUCUAUGUAACAAAUGAUUCUCUGCCUUGACAAUCAUGUAUACAUAUCAAUUUCUAUCAUAAUGAUAAUGAGAUUGAUGACUUCUUGUUUUCCUCCAAUAAAGAGAAUUAAUCACCUUUGGA
Molecule: messenger RNA, 10928 nt
Organism: Rattus norvegicus (Norway rat)
Lineage: Eukaryota; Metazoa; Chordata; Mammalia; Rodentia; Muridae
Source: RefSeq, a predicted model, not a curated record